This is a messenger RNA of Pectinophora gossypiella (pink bollworm), 1125 nucleotides long. It is a transcript of the gene CPR129, whose product is annotated as cuticle protein 8-like. The coding region runs from base 32 to 436 and encodes 134 amino acids. Gene Ontology annotation, cellular component: extracellular matrix. Lineage: Eukaryota; Metazoa; Arthropoda; Insecta; Lepidoptera; Gelechiidae. The transcript is spliced from 5 exons. The record is from RefSeq and is a predicted model, not a curated record.
CGGGACACGUUCGCACGACGCAGGCGCAACUAUGUGGAUACUCGUACUGCUAGCGUACGUAGGCAGCGCGGUGUCGCUGCCGCAGUACUACGCGCAUGCGCCGCUGCUGCACGCGCCGGUCGCCGUCGCGCACGCACCCGUCGCCGUGGCUGAGCCUGUUGCAUACCCAAAAUACGCGUUCAACUACGGCGUCAAAGAUCCGCACACCGGAGACAUCAAGUCCCAGCAAGAAGAGAGAGACGGGGAUGUUGUUAAAGGCAGUUAUUCACUAGUGGAACCCGAUGGCUCUACCCGCACGGUGUCAUAUGCAGCGGACGACCACAACGGUUUCAAUGCCGUCGUCCACAAGACCGGACAUGCGGUGCACCCGGUAGCGGUAGCUCCAGUGGCCCACUACGCAGCAGCCCCGGCCCUCGCCGUGUCUCACUAUGGAUAACAAAGAAUUCUUCCUAUGCUAGCUCCUAUCUCCGUGGUAACAAUACUUCUUAGAUAAGUUUAAAUUAGUUUUUAAAUCAAUAUGGAACGAUUAACAAGUCAGCGAGGGAAUGUUUGCCAGAGAAAUGUUAGGUUGAUGCCCCGUUUAGAUACUGCAAGUACGCAAGUUUAGUUAAAAGUGUAUUAGUGGAUUGUGACAAAACUUAAGCGCAUAAAUAUGAUUUGGUAGGGUUUUAUGAGGCAAAGGAUGUCAUUGAUGGUCGAGUUUUCAAGAGCAAUAAGCUUCAGUAUUCAGAGUGACGCGAUAUUCAACAUUGUUCUACAGUCCAUUAAAUGACUAUUCACAGUUUAGGAAUAUUAAGCCUUCAACUUUACUAUCUUUUCACGAUCUUAACUGUAAACAGUUUAAUACUCGUAUUCACCUAAGGUCUAUAAGUGAAGUCAAACUGUCAGAAAUCUGUUUGGUAUAUGCAGAAAUAUGCAAGUCUAAACGGGGUCACUAGGUUUACUAGUGGAAUGAAGUUGUAUAAUGUUAGUUACUUGUAUGGAAAAGGGCACGUGUUUGAAGUAUUUAAAUUAAGGAUUCUACUUGCCAUUCGAUGAAAACGAAGCAUCUGAAGUACAACUAGUUAUCAAUGUUUUAUUUAAAUGUAAUUGUAUUUUAUGCAAUAAAAUAUGUGUUGACUUUUA